Messenger RNA from Acanthosepion pharaonis, 1458 nucleotides. Lineage: Eukaryota; Metazoa; Mollusca; Cephalopoda; Sepiida; Sepiidae. The record is from the annotation of a GenBank genome assembly.
AUGAUUUAUAAAAUGAUUAUUGGUGAUAUGUUUCGUUUUGUAAUAAUUUAUGUUAUUAUGGUGGGAGCUUUCGCACAAGCAUUUUAUUUUCUGUUUCGGGACAUUGGAGACAAGGAUAUUGGCGGUUUUAAAACACUGGUUGUAACAAUGAUGACCCUUUUUCAAAUGACUCUUGGAGAAUUUAAUUAUAGCAUCAUGAAUUACGCUCAUUAUCCAGAUCUGACCAAGUUUCUUUUCAUUGUAUUUAUGUUAUUGACACCAAUCCUCUUACUCAACAUGUUGAUUGCCAUGAUGGGUAAUACAUACCAAUCAGUUAUCGACAAAGCAGAGAUCGAAUGGAAAAAACAAUGGGCGAAGACUAUUUCUGUUCUUGAGAGAAGCUAUUCGGCAAAGAGGUUGCGAGAGUUUCAGGAAGAAUUUUCCAUUCCGAUUACUAAAAGUGGAGAAAAAUGUGAUGUUGGGCGUCCACCCCGGGGUUUGAUGGUCAUAAAGGCUUCCAGUAAAACUCGGGCCAAACAGCGCAAAGGAGCUUUGUCCAACUGGAAGACUUAUGGCAAAGAAGUUAUUGCCCAAUAUAGAGAAUACGCGAAUAAGGGUAAACGAGGACCGUUCAGAUUACGUGAAAAGAAAAAGAAGAUGUACGUGAAAGACAUAAUGGGUAACUUUGUACCAGCUGCUGAGAAGAAAAAUGAUGGCAUCUUUUCAACCCUUGAAAGUGCUGCCUGGAUGGAAGAUAUUGAUAUUGAUAAAAAGAAUGGACCAACAGGGGAUAACAAUAAAAAUGCCAAUGUUGAUAGUAAUUUAGCUCUUAAACCAACAGAGAAUUUAAUAAAACAGUCCCCGACGACAUCAACAAAAACAGUAAAGAAUAUAGAAUCAAACCCAAAUAUUAUUUUGCCACCGUUAAUCGAAGCGCCAGGUUUAGUAAGGUCAAAUGCAACAGUCAAAGAACUAGAUGGACUGUCGAUGAAAAGCGGGAAGAACUCCAAUCCUGUUUCACAGUGUUGUGAAGACACAGAAACCAUGUUUGAUGAUGAAAGUGCUGGUAACGUCGAAAACUCGUCACGAGAGCAAUUAAGUACCCCGAUCAUUCAAUCAGAGAAAAAAAAUUCAAUUUAUGGAAUGCCACAUAAGUGGCAACUGCCCGGGGCUCCAUUCGUUUGGAGCACUGGAGCAUCAGACCAGUGUGUGGCAAUGGAAAAAGAAGUGACUGGAACUCAGUAUAAGGUUACUGAUAUGAAAGAUUUUCAACCAUUGGACAUGGAUAAGAUCAUGUCCCGAAGAAAGAAGUCGGUUGCACACAGCGAAACGACCUGUAGUUCAGUUUCUACGUUUCGAUCAAGUUCGGAAUCAAGUCUCAGAUCAAGUUCGCCGAUAUCGUCAAAAUUUAGGAUUGGUCAUAAAAUAGCUUCUACUGGCUCUCCUGUCUCGGACAUUAACGACAAUAACCAUGUGUAA